Molecule: messenger RNA, 945 nt
Organism: Adineta ricciae
Lineage: Eukaryota; Metazoa; Rotifera; Eurotatoria; Adinetida; Adinetidae
Source: the annotation of a GenBank genome assembly
AUGUCAGCAGCAGCAGCAUCAACAGAGAAUCUAGAAAGUGAACAAGUGGAUAUUGAAGCGAAGAAAUUGCAGAAAGCUGUUCGUAACACGGCUAUUCAAAUGGGCUGUUGGACAGCUGUAGAUGACUAUCUAUUGAUAACAAGCAUCUUACAUCUGUGUGAUUUGGAACGAGUUCAUGAACGAGUGAAGUUUUCCAUGCCAUUUACACUAGAGAAUAUUCAAGAUCGGUGGCGAUGUUUAUUAUAUGAUUCAUCCAUAUCGAAUAUGAUUAUCAAGAAGAUUCAACAUCUUUCCAUGUCACAAAUUGCCAAUUUACAUGUCCCAUUGAGUGAGGAAGAAGAACGAUUGGUAGCAUCGAUUCCAUCGCAUAUUAUUCCAAUUGCACUUGACGACGAACUUGAUCGAUGUCUAAGUAAAUAUUCGAAACGUUUUUGGUCAAAUCGUACAAUUGACGAAUUACGUGAAUGCUGGUUCCAUUUGCGACAGCAAGGUCGCCUUACCGACCAACCCAAUGCAUUUGAUUCCAAACGAGUCGAAACCAUUCAAGAGAGUCGAGCGGCGAACAAAUUAAGUGAAUUAUUAAUACCGGUAGAAUUUGAAUUAUUAACUCGUAACAAAGAGGAAUUUCUUGACAAAACCGACUUUCCUCAUGCUUUGUUUCAAGUUAAUGAUCGUCUCUAUUGCAUGUAUUCUGAGCAGCUAACAUUCGGGACCAGUUUUCCCAAUGAGAAAUUCGAUAUCUCAGUCGUCAAUUCUACCACAAUCCAUAUCAAAGGCUUUAUUCUUCGCAGAUCCGGUGCGUUCUAUAUUAUCAACAAUGGUGAUAAUCCUUUUCGUGUCAACGACGCUCUACUCAAUCCAAAUGAAGCAAGUCCAUUAGGUACUCGAGCUAUUAUCAAUAUACUUGAACACGUCUUAGUCUUCCAAGCCAUGGAUCUGUCGUAA